This is a messenger RNA of Branchiostoma belcheri (Belcher's lancelet), 2282 nucleotides long. RefSeq names its product folylpolyglutamate synthase, mitochondrial-like. Gene Ontology annotation, biological process: tetrahydrofolylpolyglutamate biosynthetic process. Gene Ontology annotation, molecular function: tetrahydrofolylpolyglutamate synthase activity; ATP binding. Bases 13 to 2139 code for a protein of 708 amino acids. NCBI's taxonomy places the organism in Eukaryota, Metazoa, Chordata, Leptocardii, Amphioxiformes, Branchiostomatidae. The transcript is spliced from 16 exons. Gene Ontology annotation, cellular component: mitochondrion; cytosol; cytoplasm. The record is from RefSeq and is a predicted model, not a curated record.
GAUCGCUGAGAAAUGGCAAUGAAAUGUGCAGGUUGCGUCUUGGUUCGGCCACUUUCCCGCGAAACCUGGCGGCGAGAGCACUUCUUUUGCUUCUCCAACUCUUUAAGGCUAAAAUCAGUCUUCUCGGGCGCCGAGAAAGCCUCGGAUCGCGGCGUUCGGUGGCCAGGAGGGCGGGCAAUGCUGCAUGCGUGGCCGCUGGGUCUCCGAGGCUGUAUACGUACCGUGUUAUCGGGGCGGGGACGGGGAAACUUCGGGCCUGUUGCGGCGGCGAUACCGCAUAUACCGCCCGCUAGACAUCACCACAUGGAUACGGGGUCGGGUUACGAGGAGGCUGUUCAGGCGUUGAACACUCUCCAGACCAAUGCACAGACGCUGGAGAGGAUUCGCAGGGAGCGGGGGAGGAACGCUCACAACAGCCUCCCUCAGAUGCAGGCUUUCAUGGACAGAGUGGGGAUCACAUUGGACGAAAUUGACGGUUUGUCGGUGAUCCAUGUAAGCGGCACCAAGGGAAAGGGCUCUGUAUGUGCCAUGUGUGAGAGUAUCCUAAGGGCUCACGGCUACAAAACUGGGUUUUAUAGUUCGCCACAUCUAGUCCAGGUUCGUGAGCGGAUCAGGAUAAACGGGCAGCCCAUCUCCCGCGAUGACUUCAGCAAGUACUUCUGGUCCUGCUACAACAAACUGGCACAGACUAAGGAUGCCCACAGCGGCACCAUGCCUGCGUAUUUCCGCUUCCUCACCAUCAUGGCCUUUCAUGUCUUUAUAGAAGAAAAGGUUGAUGUUGCAGUGAUAGAAGUUGGAAUUGGUGGGGCCUAUGACUGUACAAAUAUUGUCAGGUCCCCAGUUGUUUGUGGAAUCACUUCUCUGGGUCUGGACCAUUUACCUCUUCUGGGGGACACUAUAGACAAGAUCGCUUGGCAUAAGGCUGGCAUCAUCAAGACUGGCAUCCCCGCUUUCACAGUGGAACAGCCCGAAGGAGCUAUAGAAGUCAUAGCCAACCAGGCCAAAGAAGUCAAGGCCCCCCUGCACCUGAGUCCCAGUCUGGACAUGUAUGACUGGGAGGGACGUGAGGCUAAGCUGGGCCUGCCUGGUGAUCACCAGCGCAUCAACGCCACCCUGGCCCUACAACUCUGCCACACAUGGCUACAGAGGAGGGCGGAGACUCAAGAAAUAGACAGCAUAGCCAAUGGGGAGCUGGAGGCCACGAGUAGUAGUGAGGGAGCCAGCAGCCCCGCAAAUGAGGAGGACAAAACCGACAUCGUCCCCACAGCGCAGCCGUUUGCCAUCACUGAGCGUUUUGCUCAAGGUUUGGCAGGGAAAUGUGUUGAGUCGUGCCUGUGGCCGGGACGUAGCCAGACACUGAAGAGGGGCAACGUGACGUACUACCUCGACGGAGCGCACACACAGAGGAGCGUCCAGGUGUGUGUGAAGUGGUUCCGUGAGACAGCCCUGACGGAGGAAAAGACGAUCGCCGGGCCGGUGGCGAGGGUUCUGCUGUUUAAUGUGACGGGGGACAGGAAUCCCCUGUCUCUGCUCAAGCUUCUCAUGCCCUGCCAGUUUGACUGUGCCGUGUUCAGCCCCAAUAUCGCAUACCUGGACGUAGGAGCAUCAGCAGAUCAAACCAACUACACAGUCACCAACGAGACACAGCUCUCAAGAUGUAUGGUGGAGAAGACUCUCUGGGAGGAGCUACACCAACAGGACGCCGUCCAAUCAGAAGUGCCCUUACAAACCAGGAGUCCCGUGGACAACCAAUCAGGCGACGGUUUACAGGUGGAUUAUGUAGAGAAGGCAUGUUGUACCUCAAACGGGCCAAUCAAGAGGGUGCAAGUCGGGGCAAGCGGAUCUGUACCAUCGAAAUACUACUGCACAGAUAGUACUAUUGUAGCAGGGAAUAGCAGAGAGGAAGGAAGAUCAGAAGAAAAAUUAGACUCCCCCAAAGCGCGCGUCUUCCCCUGUAUCAGUGACGCUCUUUCCUGGGUACAGCACGGAAAGGACAAGGAGCUGUCAAGGUCGAACUCUACGCAGUGCCAUCCUCACUCCUCAUUGGAUGAGGCAGUCCACAUCCAGGUGCUCAUCACCGGCAGCUUGCACCUGAUUGGUGGAGCCCUGAAAGUCCUGGACCCAUCCAUGUCGGACUAGAAACUGUGUCACUUUUGGAGUAUUUUGACAUCAUUUGUGACAAACAUUGUGGAGAACUUUUGGUCCAACACAAACAAGACUGGCAAUAAAAACAUACAUUGCCAUGGCGACGGUGGUUGCUGUUAGGGUUAUUGUUUGCAUGG